GUGUGCAGCCAAUGAGCUAGGGGCUGGGAAGUGGGAGCGGUCGGUGUCCUACUCCUCCCAUUUCGGGUUCACGGACCUUAGAAAUAUGGGCGGUCCUCCCUACCCAGCUGAGGCGAGGCGGGUCUGUUGGCUGAGGUGAGGUCUAGUAAACGGUGAAGUACUUCCGGCCAGGGGGCACCUGAGGCCGCGGGUUCUCGGCGGCUUGGAGUGGGAGAGGAAUCCGACGCGCGGGGAACUCAGCCUCGCCAGCGGGGCGGGCUGAGCGCAGCUCUCGGCUGUCGCGGGCUGCGUGGAAAGCGUUAGCUGAGCUAAUGUAACUGCCGUGGGUGGCCCUCCCGAAGGCUCUUUCGGUCCAGGACCAGGGAACGCGGCGGAACUCUGCCGCCUGGAUCCCAGCCCUUGGGACCUCCCUUCUCCCUUUCACGCGUGUUCAGUCCCGAGCUAAAGAGGGUGACCGCGGCGCCCUGAGUUCUCACCCCCCCCGCAUUUCAGUCUCUUGUCAUCCGGUUGCACACGUUCUUGAGAGGUGAUUCCUAAAGCAGCUGGGAACCUGAAGCUGUAAUGGGGGCUGCGGAAAAUGAACUGCAGUCCAAAAUCCAGAAGCAGAACUUGAUGGUUUAACCACUGACCCAUUUCACAGAAUGUUUCAUGUAUUCAUGGACCAAAAGAUGGAGUUGAUUUUUGUUUUUAAAAAGAUACUGUUGAUGAUCUGAUACAACUGUAUGUAUUCACUUGUUAAAGAUUCAUGGAGUGAUCAUUAAGUUGGACUAGUAAUCAUUUCUGAAAGUUUCUUCAAGCACUGUUUAAAAUUCAGGUGUCAAAGAAUAUUCGGCUUAAAACAGUAUAAUACAUUUUCUUUUGAGUACUGCAAAUUUCAGAAACCACAGUUGGAUUCCAGUUAUAUUCUACAAUCAAAGUGAUUCAGUUCUUUGAUAAAAUUAAUUUCAAAGAAUUUGAUGUUUGUUAGCAGCGCCAAAAGAUGGGAGAAAAAAAUGGUGAUGCAAAAACUUUCUGGAUGGAGCUGGAAGAUGAUGGGAAAGUGGAUUUCAUAUUUGAACAAGUGCAAAAUGUGCUGCAGUCACUGAAACAAAAGAUCAAAGAUGGGUCUGCCACAAAUAAAGAAUACAUCCAAGCAAUGAUUCUAGUAAAAGAUGCAAUUAUAAACCACAAUUCAACAUUGAUAAAGGAUCAUAGAUCUGUGACCAAGAACACAGAAGAAAACAAAUCAAGUUCAUUGCCCUCGACAUCAUAUGAAGACUUCUUUCCAAAAGACUGCACCUCUCUAUCUACAGAAAACCAGGAAAUUCCCCCUAUGGAAAAUAAAGUUGCAGACUUUAGAGAAAAAGAAUCUUCUUUAAAUUUAUCUUACCAAAAGCAUCAGUGCUCUGGCUCCUGUCUGAUGAAAAUGCCAUUUACCUCCAAGGGGGAAAACCCUCUGCAGCUACCAAUCAAAUGCCAUUUCCAAAGACGACACGCGAAGACAAACUCUCAUUCUUCAGCACUCCACGUGAGUUAUAAAACCCCUUGUGGAAGGAGUCUACGAAACAUGGAGGAAGUUUUUCGUUACCUGCUUGAGACAGAGUGUAACUUUCUAUUUACAGAUAACUUUUCUUUCAAUACCUAUGCUCAGUUGACUCGGAAUUACCCAAAGGAAGAAGAAAUUGUUUCUGAUGUGGAUAUUAGCAAUGGCGUGGAAUCGGUGCCCAUUUCUUUCUGUAAUGAAAUUGACAAUAGAAAACUUCCACAGUUUAAGUACAGAAAGACUAUGUGGCCACGAGCAUAUUAUCUAAACAGCUUUUCCAACAUGUUUACUGAUUCAUGUGACUGUUCUGAGGGCUGCGUAGACAUAACAAAAUGUGCAUGUCUUCAACUGACAGCAAGGAAUGCCAAGACUUGCCCCUUGUCAAAUAAUAAAAUAACCACUGGAUAUAAAUAUAAAAGACUAGAGAGACAGAUACCUACUGGCAUUUAUGAAUGCAGCCUAUUAUGCAAGUGUGAUCGACGAAUAUGUCAAAACCGAGUUGUCCAGCACGGACCUCAAGUGAGGCUACAAGUGUUCAAAACUGAGAAGAAGGGAUGGGGAGUGCGCUGUCUAGAUGACAUUGACAGAGGGACGUUUGUUUGCAUUUAUUCAGGAAGAUUACUAAGCAGAUCUGACACUGAGAAACCUGAUGCUAUUGAUGAAAAUGGAAAAGAAGAGAAUAUUAUGAAAAAUAUGUUUUCCAGAAAGAGGAAAAUAGAAGUUGCAGAUUGUGAGGUUGAAGUUAUCCCAAUAGAACUGGAAGCGCGUCCUAGAAGUAUGGAGACUCAGGAGUAUCCACCUAAGCUCCAUCAUAAUACCAAAGAGCCUAUUACAGGAAUGAAAUAUAACAGCAUUUCAAGAAUUCGAUAUCAUUCAGUCAUAAGAAGUCCUAAAACCAAGACGGUCAUUAUUCAACACAAUGGGAAAAAUAUGGGAUUUACUUCCUCAGAGUCUGUCACCUCAGAAGAUAAUGGGGAACUUAAUCCAGCUCAAGUACAUCUGAACUCUAAAGCCAAGGAAACGAGAAAGGACUCAAGUUCAAACCAAGUUGAAGAUUGUGAAGACAACCCUGUGAUUGAUUCCGAUGUGAUAGAUAUAACCAAGUGUAGAGAAGACACUCCGCCGGGGGACACAUGUCACCAAGCAGUCACACUGGAUAAUAAGAAUGAGGUUCAAAUACAAAAGCCCCAAGAGGAAAAAUCUCCAGCAUGUCAAAACCAGCAGGUCUUUUGUGGUAAAGAGUUGCCGAAUGAAACCAAGGAUGCUUCAUCUGAUUCUCUAGAGAAGUUCAAUAAAGGGAAUGUGUUUCUAUUGGAUGCCACAAAAGAAGGAAAUGUGGGCCGCUUCCUUAAUCAUAGUUGUUGCCCAAAUCUUUUGGUACAGAAUGUUUUUGUAGAAACACAUGACAGAAAUUUUCCCUUGGUGGCGUUCUUCACCAACAGGUAUGUGAAAGCAAGAACAGAACUAACAUGGGAUUAUGGUUAUGAAGCUGGGACUAUGCCUGAGAAAGAAAUCCUCUGCCAAUGUGGGGUUAAUAAAUGUAGAAGAAAAAUAUUAUAAAUCUGUAGUUAAUACCUGCUCAUGAAAUCAGCUGAUCAAGCUGAACCUAGGGCCAUGCAAAAGAAACCCCUGUGGUCAGUGGAAUUAAUUUACAUUACCAUCUGUCAAGAGAAUUCCUCUCAGUUUACCCUUAUUGGGAGAGUUUAUUUGCAUUACUUAGAAAUGCUUGGAACAAAAUAGGGACAUUUUCAUACGCAUAGUCUAUCUCUUUAUUCUUACUGCUCUUCAACUAUACAUGAGUAGAAUGGAUGUAUAUAUUUUAUAUGAAAUACCACUAUAUAAUUUGUAACUUAUUUGUAAAUUAUGUAUUCAAAAGAACAAAUGUCACAGUUAAUUUCAGCACUUCUUACUGCUUUUGUAAUUAUUAUCUUUGACUUUCAGGGCCCCACAGGGCCAAAUUUCACCUCUUUACCUGCAAAAUUUAUUUAUGUUUAAUUCCUGGUGAAUAAUUUACCAUUGUGAGCCAUAAGAUGGGCAUCAGAGCCUGAAGAAUAUUAAUAUUAUGCAAAUUACUUCCAAGUAUUUUAAAUUAAUUGGAUAAGCUCCAUGAAAUAAUGUCAGUCCACUUGAAUGAGAGAGAAGAGAAAACUCUCCUAGGGGAAAGUUUUGGCACAUUUUUUGAAAUGAAACUUCUUUUCCACAGAUUCUCUUCACUCCUUCUAUACAAACACAGGAAAAGAGGGAAUAGAAACUUGGAGGAGCUGAAAUAUUUUUGUUCUAGACAGAGUAGAACCGUAAGAAAAGGAAACUUAAGAGAAUAGUCAGACGUGGCUUAUUUAUUGCCAGAAGAGAUGGUCCUGGGUAAGAAUUUCACUUACAACAAUUCUGUUGAAAAAGUCUGAAACAGACUGUUGGAGUUUCCUGGGCAUGAUGUGCAAAUUAUUUUCCUAGAGAAAAAGGGAAAGAUUUACUCUGUUGUAGGUUUCCUGACCAUGAUCAUCUAGUGAAAAGGGGGUGAGAGCCUCCAAGAGUUAAAACUAACUUUAUCUAUAACAAAGAUGUACAUUUGGCUGUCAGGAAAUUCUCCCCACCCUUGGAACCAGCAUAGGAAUACUAGCUCAAAAAGGAGUAAUUGAAGUAGUUCUGGGUUUUUUAGGGUUUGUUUUUUUUCUUUUUUCUCAGCUUGCUUCUGGGUUUAAUUACCUUUGGUUACCUUUCAGACAAUGGAGAAGGAAAUGGCAAUCCACUCCAGUAUUCUUGCCUGGAGAAUCCCAGGGAUAGAGGAGCCUGGUGGGCUGUUGUCUGUGGGGUUGCACAGAGUCGGACACAACUGAUGUGACUUAGCAGCAGCAGCACCUUUCAAACAAGAAUCUAAAUUUGUACCGGAUUUAAUUUCUUAAAAAUAUUGAAGUAAAUAAAAAUUUAACUUGAAGGUAGUUUAGAGAGUGGGAAACCAAAGAGCUAGGAAAGUGAGCAAGAAAUUGUAACCCGACAGCCAUAGACAAAUGGGGAAAGCUGAGAAGUUCAUUUAUUCACAGUAAAGAUACAGGAAUUUUAGGCAACGCACUGAAAUGAAAUGGCACUUGAAAAGUAUGGGAGAUUUGUACAGAGAUCUGACAUCUUGAUCUCCUUCAUCUGUACUGGUUCCCAGUUGUCAUCUCCCGUCAGCGUCCUAGAGAUUCUCUUUGUCUUUCCGACGUCAGGUCUAUUUCUAGUUAAAUCCCCUUAUUUCUCCUUUCAUUGAUUUACUGCCACAUAUGGGCAUGGGGGUCACAAAGAGUUGGACACAACUGAAUGACUCUCACUUUAUGGGUGAAGCACAUCCUCCAGUACCUUUUGAAAGGGAAAAAAAUGAGACCAUAUAUUUCAACAUGUUCUUUUGCCCUUACACUUGAUUGCUGUUUUGGCAGGGCAGAGAGUUCGUGAGUAGCUUUCAUACCCAGUUUUGAACAUACCUACUAUAUUCCAGUGUUGCUGCUUUGAAAUCUGAAAACGUUCUCACCUCUGGCCUUCAGAGUGACUGUUGGAAGUCAGAGGCCAUUCUUUCUCUCUUAUAUUCGUGACCAGUCUUUCUCUCUCUCGAACCUUACAGCAAUCUCUCUGACCCAGUGUUCUGUUCCCAGUAAAGGUCUAUUAUUAUACCUGAUACUAGGUGCUUGGUGGGAUCUUUCAAUCUGAAAACUUUGUUCUUAGGGUCCUUUUCUUGAAGUGUUUCUUUAAUGAUAACUUAUCUGUUCUCUCUCUCUAGAAUUCCUGUUACCCAGACAGUAGACCUCCAGGAUUGGUUCUCUGAUUUUCUUACCUUCUCUGUUAAUUUCCAGCUUUGUCUUCUUGCUCUACUUUCUGGGAGAUUUCCUCAACGUAAUCUUCCAAUUUGUCUAUUGUGGUGGGAUUUUUGGUUUCUUAGUUUAUUUGAGGGGGGGUUUCAUUUUUUUAUUUCUAGAGCUCUCUAAACAUUUUGUUUUUCAAUAGUAUCCUAUUUUUGGUUCAUGGUUGCAGUAUCUUAUCUCUUGGAAAAUACUAUUUAUAUAGUACAUCACACACAGGCAUUCAUGCCUAUAUUUUCUUCCUGAAUAUUCUGUGACCUGCAAGGUUUCUGUUUUUCUAUGUUUCCUUUGGUCUUUGUCUUUCAGGUUUUAGGCUCUCCUUAGUGAUCUUGGCAGUCUGCUCCUCCUCAGGAGUGGAACACUGAAAAGCUGAGAUUAUGAUCUGAGAAUGGGGGAAGGGGCCCUUCACCUGCUUCACUUGGCCCAGCUGAGCUGUUCAAUCUCUUAUUCAGUCUCUUUAGGACUUUUUGGCCUGGCAAUGAGUCAGUCUUACCGCUUGAAGGCAAAACACUGCUGCCAGAGCCUGCCCUUUUCUCUCGUUUUGCUGCUGCACACACCUGCUUCUGUAAUUAAUGUGUGUGGGUCAAGACUAAGUUAUCCUUUUUAACAGUUUCUCUUUUCUGUCCCCAAUUUGCCUCCUUUCCUCUCGUCAAAACCUGCUCAAAAAGCAAGACUUCGAGAAGUUUUUCCUUUGAUUGCCUCAGCAAACCACCAGCUAUUACAUGUUUCUUUUUUACAGAGCAACUUAUUUUGUAACUGCGAUUUAAUUACCCGCGACUAUGUUCUUUUUGUGUAUUUGUUCCGUGCGCCAGUAACCUCAUCUUGUACGGUGCUGUGUACAUUAUGGGUGCUAAAUAAAGGCUUACCACUGGAAA
Messenger RNA from Bubalus bubalis (water buffalo), 6224 nucleotides. RefSeq names its product SET domain bifurcated histone lysine methyltransferase 2. Gene Ontology annotation, molecular function: protein binding; zinc ion binding; histone H3K9 methyltransferase activity. Gene Ontology annotation, biological process: heterochromatin organization; negative regulation of gene expression. Gene Ontology annotation, cellular component: nucleus. The record is from RefSeq and is a predicted model, not a curated record. NCBI's taxonomy places the organism in Eukaryota, Metazoa, Chordata, Mammalia, Artiodactyla, Bovidae. The transcript has 14 exons. The coding region runs from base 980 to 3082 and encodes 700 amino acids.